UGAUGGAGCUGCAGCAUUAGUUGGAAGUUUGGGUGUUGUUCCUAGCGCAAAUGUUGGAGAUGGUUUUGUCAUUGGUGAACCAGUACAUGGUUCUGCACCUGAUAUCGCUGGACAGAAUAAAGCUAACCCAAUAGCAGCAAUUCGUAGUUCGGCAUUGUUAUUAGAACAUAUGGGAUAUCCUAAAGAGGCUUUGAAAAUCUAUAAAGCUGUUGAUAGUGUAUUAAGAGUUGGCGGCAAUUUUCUUACACCGGAUUUAGGUGGUAAAUCAACUACAAAUGAAUUGACUGACAAUAUUAUUAAACAGAUUUAA
Molecule: messenger RNA, 310 nt
Organism: Entrophospora sp. SA101
Lineage: Eukaryota; Fungi; Glomeromycota; Glomeromycetes; Entrophosporales; Entrophosporaceae
Source: the annotation of a GenBank genome assembly